This is a messenger RNA of Scatophagus argus, 785 nucleotides long. It is a transcript of the gene cnrip1a, whose product is annotated as cannabinoid receptor interacting protein 1a. Gene Ontology annotation, molecular function: type 1 cannabinoid receptor binding. The record is from RefSeq and is a predicted model, not a curated record. Bases 295 to 783 code for a protein of 162 amino acids. Gene Ontology annotation, cellular component: plasma membrane. Gene Ontology annotation, biological process: negative regulation of signaling receptor activity. NCBI's taxonomy places the organism in Eukaryota, Metazoa, Chordata, Actinopteri, Scatophagidae. The transcript is spliced from 3 exons.
GUUGUCAUCUUUUACAAACAUUUUCGUUACGUUGAGAAGUAAUGAUAAUUAUUUCCACAGUAUGGCACCUGCUGAAUAAGCAUUUUCUCGAUAACCGAUUAAUCGAGUAAAUCAUCUGUAAGUUGCAGCCCCGUUUGGCCAGCACAAUUCCGCUUUUAUUUUGAAUGUCUUAACCGGAAGCCUCGUUCCAUCCAGCUUGACUGCGGUCCCUCCUCAGCAUCAGCGCAUCCUCCGCUGGCUUCUCCCUCAAAACGGGACCUAGAACUGAGCCCAUAAAGGACGAGAGCCCGGAUCAUGGACGACGUCCCCGCCAUCAUCAACAUCUCCAUCUCCCUGCGGAUCCAGCCCAAUGAGGGACCCGUGUUCUUCAAGGUGGACGGAACCCGGUUCGGCCAGAGCAGGACCAUCAAACUGCUCACUGGCUCCAAAUACAAGAUCGAGGUGGUGGUGAAGCCUGGAAACGUCGAGGCCACCAACAUGAACAUAGGAGGCAUCAUCUUCCCUCUGGAGCAGCAGUCCAAGGACGAGGAGUCGGUGGUUUAUCACGGACAGUACGACACCGAAGGCGUCCCGCACACCAAGAGUGGAGACCGACAACCUGUCCAAGUCAGCAUAGAGUUCAACAAGGCAGGAACAUUUGAGACGGUCUGGCAGGCGAAAUACUACAAUUACUACAAGAGAGAGCACUGCCAGUUCGGCAACAAAUUCAGCAGCAUCGAGUACGAAUGCAAGCCCAACGAGACGCGGACCCUCAUGUGGAUCAACAAGGAGGCGUUCAACUGAGU